Messenger RNA from Chroicocephalus ridibundus (black-headed gull), 4150 nucleotides. RefSeq names its product G-protein coupled receptor 83-like. The transcript is spliced from 8 exons. The record is from RefSeq and is a predicted model, not a curated record. Gene Ontology annotation, biological process: neuropeptide signaling pathway. Gene Ontology annotation, molecular function: neuropeptide Y receptor activity. Gene Ontology annotation, cellular component: plasma membrane. NCBI's taxonomy places the organism in Eukaryota, Metazoa, Chordata, Aves, Charadriiformes, Laridae. Bases 2433 to 3671 code for a protein of 412 amino acids.
UUCCUGGUGGGAAACUGUAUAUAACUUGCGCUUUGCGACGUGUACGCUCUCCUGGAAAGACUGGUCUGGUUCAGUGGGGAAGGAAAAGUGGGGUUUUAGUCGGAAUUCCGGCCCUUUGGCAGGCGGCAGUUGGAAAGAACGCCCUGAAAUUUGCGAGCGUGAAAGGUUAACGUUUUUACAGCAGGGAGGAACGAUCGCUGGAGCAGCCAGGAAUAUUCAGCCAGCCGGAUGCUGGAGGAGCUGGGGAAAGUUGUACCGAGGCUUCCUCAGGGAAACGCGAGAGUCCUCUCUGCUGCACCUGCGCUCAUGUCCAAGGCAGCAGCCAAUGCCGAGAACUUCAACAGUUACUGAAAGUGAUGUUUUACUGGAUAGAGAAAAAUCUGAAGGAGAAAUUCCACGUUAGAAAAUCAGGUUACUGCUCGGUCAUCUUAAGCUCUUCCGUUCUCCUUGGGCAUUUGUUCCUAACGCCUUCCCUGGAAAUAGCAAGGUUCAGCCGUGCAGUGGGUCAGGUCAGGAAACUGAUCCAGCUGAAAACACUGUUUAUUUCGAUUUCAGAUUAUUCAGCUUUUUUAUUUGAUUAUACAGGGACCUGGACAUAGGUGCAAGAGAAAUGGCUAUAUGUAGUAAGGAAGAAGAGAGGUCCCCGCCCAUCAUCCGCAUUUAAGGCCGUGGAUCACUGUGAGCUACAGUGUGAAGCACGCGGGCUGCAGAUCUGAUUUGACCCGUGCAUUACAGCAGUUUCUUGAAACUCAGCCUCAUCUCAUGGCAGCAAAGACAAGUUUCCACACGAGAACCCGACGUAAAUCGAUGCAGGGAAGGCAAUAGGCUGUUGCAUCUGUCACACCACAGCACCCUCUCUCAAGCGCAGCGAUGGCAUUUCAGGGUAGCAUGAAUAUCCCAACUGUGCUUAUUCAGAGAUCAAAGUGGUUCAGCUGGAGCUGACUAAAAUCAUAUUUCUUUGUUACACGUGUGCUACGUUGCCCUUGCAGCUCAGUGCAGCUGCAGCUCACUGCCUACGGAGAGCUGCCAUACACCAGAAAGAAUGAUAUCCUCAGUAUAUACCACAAGGGACAAUAAAGAGGAGCGGAGUCCUGCUUGCCUUACCCAGGCAUGGGAUGAACCUCGCAGGUCUCUUAAGGCCCUUAGUGCCCAUCUGCUCUCCCUCCACUAGAAGCACGGAGGGAUGUAGUUCUGGAUUCUUUGAUUCCUUGUGUAAGCAUUAAGUCCUUUCUGACUCAUACCAAGCUCCUGGUCUCAGAGACUUUUCGCUGCGAUGAGUGCCGUCUGCCAACCAUCUUUUUCAGACAAGGCGAAUGAUCCCUUUCCCUGGUUUUGGCUCUGCUCCCGGUUUCUUGGCAGCUCCCCGGGUUCACUUCUGGUGAGUGAGCCGGGCCGGGACCUGGUCUAGGGCUGGUGCUCCCAACACCAUCAGCUCCCAAUACCAUCUCCCAACCUUGUUGGGAGAACAACAAGGAGCUGUACUGCCCGCUGCAUUACAUCUGCGUUGCUCUAGCAGAAUCCGGGAGCCAUUUGUCAGACUCUCUGUCCUACCCAGGCUUCUUUCACUCAUAAAUUUGUCCAGAAAACAGCCAUAGACUCCUUUCAAGGUAUGUGAUUCUCUCUGUCUCCUGGAUGAUUCCUCCCUUCUUCCACCACACGGAGCUGCUUUAACAUCCACUUGCUUUUGAGAGGCAUCCUCUGGUAGGUCCUCCAGUGUUCCUGACACUCCCCAGGGAAAGACCAUUUUCUCGCUGAAACUGAAGCACCGGAAGCAGAAUUCAGUUGAUCUUUGGAGGAGAAAAUGUGAGACAGACUAAAGUCAACUUCUCAUACAAUUUUCAGGUUCUGAAUCGUUUCAGAAUAAUUGUUGGGGUUAGAUGCAGAUGAAAGCUACCGGUGCUCUUAAAAAUGAUCCCCCAAAUGUCUCUGCCUUUAUAUUUCAACAAAAAAGAACUGGGUGUUUUGAAGUAGAGGAUGAAAGAGCCAACAGCGCAGCCUUCUGUGGAACUUGGAGGGAAAAUGGACUCAGGUGAGAACAAAGAAAAAGCUGACAUGAGAUUACAACAACUUCAAGCCCCACCUGAGGUUUUCCUACAUUUGCUACAUGUAAUAACUAGCUCUUCUUUCCAGCCUGCCUGUGAAGCUGUUGCUCUUCUUGGUAUAUGAAGGGCUUGAAAACACGUGGUCCCAAACCAGCCCCUUUCCAAUGUACCCAUUGGAACUUGUCCCCGGUGCUGCCUCUGCCCCUGGGGAACCCAUCGCACCUUAGAGGCUCCCUCCAGCUUGCCAUUUUAAGGUGUUUGUAAUGCCAGCUGCAUCUUCACCAACUUCCUAGAGAACCAAACAGUUGAAGCUGAUGGAUCACUUGCUACGUGAGCUGGAGUUGUUAUCGCAGUGGCCUCGAGCUGGUUGAAGAUUCAGGUUAACCCACCAUGCCUCGCUUGUUGCUUCAGUCAUACAGGUCACAGACGAUGGCAUUUCUUGAGGAGUUGGACCAUUACUCUUCCUUGGCCAAACUCAUGUCAAUCUACCAAGCAACCAACAGGACCACCUUCAACUGGACAGACAGCCGCAUUGUUGAGUGGGAGAAAUUUGCUGAGCUGGCUAAAUACGAGCCGGAAUCCCAGAAACCAACAGUGAAAGCUCUCCUAAUUGUGGCGUACUCGGUCAUUAUCAUCAUGUCUCUCUUCGGGAACGUGCUGGUGUGCCACGUGGUGCUGAAGAACAAGAGGAUGCACUCAGCCACCAGCCUUUUCAUCGUCAACCUGGCGGUGUCCGACCUUAUGAUCACGCUGCUCAACACGCCUUUUACCCUGGUUCGGUUUGUGAACAGCACGUGGAUCUUUGGAAAGGCCAUGUGCCACAUCAGCCGCUUUGUGCAGUACUGCUCCCUCCACGUCUCCACGCUGACCCUGACGGCCAUCGCCCUGGACAGGCACCAGGUUAUCCUGAACCCGCUGAAGCAGAGGAUGUCACUAACAAAAGGAGCACUGAGCAUCUCUGUUAUCUGGCUGAUGGCAACCUGUUUCUCCCUACCCCACGCCAUCUAUCAAAAACUUUUCCAGUAUAACUACAGGGAAGCCACCAUCCGGAGUUUGUGCCUCCCAGAUUUUCCUGAGCCUGCAGAGCUGGUCUGGAAGUAUCUGGACCUGUCUACCUUUCUCCUUCUUUACCUUCUGCCUCUGCUGAUCAUCACUGUCACCUACACGCGCCUGGCCAAGAAGCUGUGGCUCCGCAACGCCAUCGGCGACAUCACCACACAGCAGUACAUCACCCACCACAAGAACAAGAAGAAGAGCAUCAAGAUGCUGGUGCUGGUGGUGGUGGUGUUUGCUGUCUGCUGGUUCCCUCUCAACUGCUACGUUGUGCUCAUCUCCAGUCUCGGCAUCAAGACAAAGAACUCCCUCUAUUUCGCCCUGCACUGGUUCGCCAUGAGCAGCACCUGCUACAAUCCUUUCAUCUACUGCUGGCUCAACGAGAGCUUCCGCUCGGAGCUCAAGUCCUUGCUCUGCAUGUGCCAGAAGGUGCCUCAGACUCAGGACAACAUGCUGCCGCCCGUGGUUACGUCCUGCCGCGAGGCGUGGAUGGAGCAGGCCAGGUACAGGAAGGGACCUGCCUCGCAGACCAUUUGCUCCACCGUAAACAUCCAGACGGCCAACACGGACCUGUGAGCCGAAGGGCUGAGUGAGAAGGAACAGGAGAAAACGGAGGGGAUGUCCUCGCUUCCGGGCCACUUGACCCCACUCGGCCACGUCCCUGCAGCUCAGGUGUACGUUGCAACGUCUGCACGAGGAGCAGAGAGCGGAGCAUCGUGAGUGGCAGCAGAAAUGGAUGAACACACGAUCCCUGAUGCACUUCACUUGGAAACUAACAAUUAUUUGAAUAUGGGAACUUAAGGCAGCCUGCUGCUGAGCGCAGGGACUGUGCUCUCUCCGUGUAAAGCAGGGUCCAUUUUCAGUUGAAAAACAGCGUUGUGAGUUUUUCAAAAUGUUAAAAGCAUCUCUAAUCAAUGAGCAUCACAUCAUUUAAUUAUUAAGAGAAGCUGUCAUUUGCCCUUUUACUGUUCCUCACUCCUCAUCAACUUUUAGUCAAUGGCCCUCAAACUACCCUAUAUUCCACUUUAUUAAAAUAUUAUUUCUUCCCUGUGGAA